Molecule: messenger RNA, 3805 nt
Organism: Ipomoea nil (Japanese morning glory)
Lineage: Eukaryota; Viridiplantae; Streptophyta; Magnoliopsida; Solanales; Convolvulaceae
Product: importin beta-like SAD2 homolog
Exons: 22
Coding region: 164-3253 (1029 amino acids)
Biological process (GO): protein import into nucleus
Cellular component (GO): nuclear envelope; cytosol
Molecular function (GO): small GTPase binding
Source: RefSeq, a predicted model, not a curated record
ACACAUAAAUUUUAUUAGCUGUCUCUCCCCGCAACUUUGAUCCCCUCUGCUCCUAAACCCUUAACCCUACUUCACCUAUCUGAAUCUCAAGGGUUUAUAUAAGCACAUUCGGAGAGGGGAAGAGCUUGAUCGACCUUCUUUGAUUUUCUCCAAAGAUUAAGCAAUGGAUCUCCAGAGUCUGGUCGCCAUUCUCAGUGGUGCAAAUAGUCCAAAUCAAGAUGUUCGUAAAGCUGCUGAGGAAAGCCUUAAUCAGUUCCAGUAUGCACCACAACAUUUGGUGCGGUUGUUGCAAAUAGUAGUUGAUGGGUCCUGUGAUAUGGCAGUCCGACAGGGGGCAAGUAUAUAUUUUAAGAACUUCAUUGCCAAGAACUGGUCACCUCACGAACCUGGUGAGAAAUCAAAAAUUAUGCCAGGUGAUAAGGAUAUGGUUAGACAAAACAUAAUUGUUUUUGUUGCUAAGGUGCCUCCAUUGUUGAGAGUACAGCUGGGUGAAUCCCUGAAGACAAUUAUAUAUGCAGACUACCCUGAGCAGUGGCCAACACUUUUACACUGGGUGAAGCAUAAUUUACAGGACCAACAAGUUCAUGACGCUUUGUUUGUUCUUAGGAUCCUUGCGAGAAAAUAUGAAUUCAAAUCGGAUGAGGAGAGAAAACCUGUCUACCACAUCAUUGAGGAAACAUUUCCACAUCUUUUGAAUAUAUUCAACAGGCUUGUUCAGAUCGUAAAUCCUUCAAUUGAAGUAGCAGACUUGAUCAAGCUCAUUUGCAAAAUAUUCUGGUCAUUUAUAUAUCUAGAGAUUCCUAAGCAUCUGUUUGAUCCAAAUAUUUUUAGUGCAUGGAUGACUCUUUUCUUGAAUAUUCUGGAAAGGCCUGUUCCUGUGGAAGGACAGCCAGCUGAUCCUGAACUAAGAAGAUCUUGGGGAUGGUGGAAGGUGAAAAAGUGGACAGUACACAUUUUAAACCGUCUUUUCACCAGGUUUGGAGAUUUGAAACUUCAAAAUCCAGAUAAUAGGGCUUUUGCCCAGAUGUUUCAGAGGAACUAUGCAGGAAAAAUUUUGGAGUGCCAUCUUAAUUUGUUGAAUGUUAUCCGAGUAGGUGGAUAUUUGCCUGAUAGAGUGACCAAUUUACUUCUGCAAUACUUAAGCAACAGUAUAUCAAAAAGUAACAUGUACAAUCUGCUGCAGCCAAGACUUGAUGUUGUUCUUUUUGAGGUUGUCUUUCCCCUUAUGUGCUUUAAUGAUAGUGAUCAAAAGCUUUGGGAUGAAGACCCUCAUGAGUAUGUUCGAAAAGGUUAUGAUAUAAUUGAGGAUCUAUAUAGUCCUAGAACUGCUGCAAUGGAAUUUGUCAGUGAGUUGAUAAGGAAGCGUGGUAAAGAGAACCUUCAAAAGUUCAUACUCUUCAUUGUUGAGAUCUUUAAGAGAUAUGAAGAGGCAGGUCCAGGAUACAAACCUUAUAGACAGAAGGAUGGUGCCCUCCUUGCAAUUGGGACACUAUGUGAUAAACUGAAACAAACUGAACCAUAUAAGUCACAGCUCGAACAUAUGCUUGUGCAACAUGUCUUCCCUGAAUUUAGCAGUCCUAUGGGUCAUCUUCGAGCCAAGGCAGCAUGGGUUGCAGGACAAUAUGCAUACAUCAACUUUUUAGAUCCAAACAAUUUCCGUAAAGCAUUGCAUAGUGUUGUUGGUGGAAUGCGCGACCUUGAACUUCCGGUUAGGGUUGAUUCUGUUUUUGCAUUGCGUACCUUUGUUGAGGCCUGCAGAGAUUUAAAUGAAAUCCGACCAAUCCUUCCUCAAUUGCUUGAUGAGUUCUUCAAAUUGAUGAAUGAAGUUGAGAAUGAAGAUCUUGUAUUCACCCUUGAGACAAUUGUGGACAAGUUUGGAGAGGAGAUGGCUCCUUAUGCUCUUGGAUUAUGUCAGAAUCUGGCUGCUGCAUUUUGGAAGUGCAUAAACACUGCAGAAUCAGAUGAAGAAGGUGAUGAUCCUGGUGCUUUAGCUGCAGUUGGCUGCCUGCGUGCCAUAGGCACCAUCCUUGUGUCAGUGAAUCAGUUUCCACACAUUUUUGAGCAGAUUGAACCAACGUUGCUCCCUAUAAUGCACAGGAUGCUUACGAUUGAUGGACAAGAGGUCUUUGAGGAAGUUUUGGAGAUUGUGUCUUAUAUGACGUUAUUUGCACCAAAAAUAUCAUUGGACAUGUGGACUCUCUGGAAAUUGUUGAUGGAAGCACUUGCAGAUUGGGCUAUUGAUUUUUUUCCAAAUAUAUUGGUUCCAUUGCACAACUAUAUAUCGAGGGGUACAUCACAUUUCCUUACAUGCAAGGAACCAGACUACCAGCAAAGCCUUUGGAAUAUGAUUUCAUCUAUCAUGGGAGAUAAAAUCUUGGAGGAUGGGCAGAUUGAACCAGCACCUAAACUCAUUGGAGCUUUAUUUCACAACUGCAGAGGACAGGUGGAUCACUGGGUUGAAGCAUAUAUUAGAGUCUCAAUUGAAUGUCUACGUCAUGCUGUGAAGCCAUACUUGAAAUCCCUCUUGGUCCAAGUGGUUGCUGAUGCUUUUUACUAUAAUCCAUCAUUAACAAUGAGUAUCCUGCAAAAGCUUGGUGUUGCCGCAGAGAUCUUCAAUCUCUGGUUUCAGAUGCUGCAACAAACUAAAAGAAGUGGGCUUCGGGCUAAUUUUAGAAGGGAGCAUGAGAAGAAGGUUUGCUGCUUGGGUUUGACAUCAUUGCUCACUCUUCCUGCAGAUCAAAUGCCAGGGGAGGCCUUAGAGCGCAUUUUUAAGGCUAUUCUUGAUCUACUUGUUGCCUACAAGGAUCAAAUUGCAGAAGCUGCCAACGAAGAGGAAGCUGAUGAGGAUGGUAUGGAUGAAUUCCCAAGUGAUGAGGAUGAAGAUGAUGAGUUAGACAGAGAAAUGGGAAGUGGUGAGGAUGGAGAUGAAGCUGACAGUCUUAAACUCCAAAAAUUGGCUGCACAGGCAAGGGUUUUCCGCUCAAAUGAUGAUGACGACGAUUUUUCAGAUGAUGAUUUUAGUGAUGAUGAGGAAUUGGAAUCACCCAUUGAUGAUGUGGAUCCUUUUAUUUUCUUCGUGGAUACUGUCAAAGUUCUUCAAGCAUCUGAUCCCUUGAGGAUUCAGAACCUCCUCACCCAGACACUGGAUUUCCAUUACCAGGCGCUCACAAGUGGUAUUGCUCAGCAUGCCGAACAAAGAAGGGUAGAGAUCGAGAAGUUACAACUAGAGAAGGCAUCAGCUAAUGCAUCAUGAUUCUGGUGAGCUUCAAGUCAUUACAUUACUGAAUUCAUCCAGUAAUGGCUCAAGACAAGCAUGAGUAUAUGAUAAUUGGAUUCGAGUUGCUCCCUGAUCUCAAUACUUACUGAGCCUUGUGUUGAGUGUUGAGGUCGAAAUCUAAACUGCUGUACGCAGAGGUGAGCAUAAGGUUAAGUGGGAAACUCGGGAUGCUUCCCAUCAUAGCCUUGUGUGUGGAUUUGUUUAAGUCGUCUUAUGUUGACUGGGGACUAUUCUAUGUAAUAAGAUGGCCCCCCCGUUAACUUGUCUGUCCUUGUUCGUGUGACUUGUUCAUAUAGUUUUUAGAUCCUUCCCGCAUUUGGUUGUGUGGAAGGGUUAAAAAAAAUACUGCAUAGCAUCUUUUGCUGUGCUGUGCUGUCCCAUAAAAUUCACCGGGAGGUGGAUGGAUUCAAUUUUGGAAUGGCAUACCCAACAAUUUUUAUUUUAUAUUCUGGUCUAUCUUGCAAUUUAUUCUUUGUACAAACAACGUUAUUCUUUCGAAAUGCAUGAUUUUAUUUGGAGUUCUUGUAA